AUGUAUUGCAGCCGAUCGUCAAGCAUUACACGCACGGAUGCUCAAACUUUGGAGGAACUAUGUAGUGCGGUGGAGACUAACAAUUUACCGCGAGCAGAGGCGCUACGAGGCGUGCUGGAGACACCACGAGCAACGCAUGAUUCUCGACCGGCGAACAAACAGGAACCGCGGGAACCACGUAGCUGGACAGAGUGGCCCUCUAACAGAUACAACCUUGGUAACAUCAUGGAGCGCGAUACAAAAAGGGCAUUACAAGAAGCCCUUAAGAACACACCGAUUUUGGAUCUCACUAGAUGA
Sphaeroforma arctica JP610 is the source of this 297-nucleotide messenger RNA. RefSeq lists its product as hypothetical. The coding region runs from base 1 to 297 and encodes 98 amino acids. The transcript has a single exon. The record is from RefSeq and is a predicted model, not a curated record. NCBI's taxonomy places the organism in Eukaryota, Ichthyosporea, Ichthyophonida.